This is a messenger RNA of Scheffersomyces stipitis CBS 6054, 1122 nucleotides long. RefSeq names its product Inosine/uridine-preferring nucleoside hydrolase. The coding region runs from base 1 to 1122 and encodes 373 amino acids. NCBI's taxonomy places the organism in Eukaryota, Fungi, Ascomycota, Pichiomycetes, Serinales, Debaryomycetaceae. Gene Ontology annotation, cellular component: cytosol. Gene Ontology annotation, biological process: purine nucleoside catabolic process. The record is from RefSeq and is a predicted model, not a curated record. The transcript has a single exon. Gene Ontology annotation, molecular function: purine nucleosidase activity.
AUGGUGCAAAUUUCAAAGGUUCUUGUAGCAGCUUCAGUUGCUGGUUUGACCGCUGCUAAAAAGGUGUUUAUUGACAACGAUGGAUUGGCUCCCUUGCAAGUUUUGUUUCCUUUGUUGGCCGGUUGGGAAGUCCUCGGUAUCUCUACCUCGUUCGGUUCCUCUUCUACAGUGGAUUCUGCAGGUGCAGCCUACGACGUGUUAACAGCCUACAACUUGACUUCUUGUAUUCCACACUAUGUAGGUGCCCAACAGCCAUUGUUGAGAACUCAGGACACCUUUGACACCUGGCAAUCCCUCUUCGGAGAAUUGGUAUGGCAAGGUGCCUUCGCUCCUUCCUACGAAGAUCUUUACUCUUGGGACAAUAUCACCUACAACGACUCUGUCCCAGGUGCCGUAGCCUUGAUUGAAGCCGUCAAGGCCAACAAGGAUACUGACCCUGUCUAUAUCUAUGCUGCAGGUAUGAUGACAACCGUUGCUCAGGCCAUUUCCCUCUACCCAGACCUCGUCAAGGAUGCUGCCGGUUUGUACAUUAUGGGAGGGUAUUUUGAUCAACAAUUCGCAGCCGGCACUGGAACUCCUAUUGUCAAUGACAUAAACACCGACAUCAACUUGAUGCAAGAUCCAGAAGCUGCCCAAAUCGUCUUGACUGCCAACUGGACUGAAUUGUACAUCGGUGCCAACGUCACCAACUACUUGGUUCCAUCCCAAGAAUUGUACGACAGACUCAUCACCAAGGCCGGUGGCUACAGUGUGUUGGAAGAAAACUCCUACUUAGAACCAGUCUUGAACUUGGUUGCUACGGGAAACUACACUGAAAAUACUUCUGAACAGACCCUUCCAUUCUGGGACGAAGUAGUCUCUGCCUUCAUGGUGUGGCCAGACAUGGUUCAAAGCACAACAAACUUCUCUGUAGCUGUGGACACGCAGUUCUACUCUCCAUUCUACGGAAGUUUGAGAAUCUGGGGUUCUGAGUUUGCUCCAAAGGGCCAAAUCACCGGUAAUGCCACCAUCGUCAACAAGAUCGACGACAGCAGAUUCUACGACUUAUUGGUUUCUACAUACUUCAUGGACUGGAGACAGUAUUGUGAAGUUGGCGGUCCAGUCACUUUAGAAGGCUACUAA